GUCAUUGUGCCGCGCACAAGUCAAACAACAUGACGUAUCGCGUCGAUAUCGUUACUCUCCUGCUCCUCUUUGUAUCCCUGCAGCGAACGUGUCUCGCUGUCAUCGACAUAAAAUUCGAGGACGUCAACGUCGAAUACGUUAAUGGCGAGUACAUUGAUGAGGAUUCUUUUGAUAUAUCGGUGAACUACAUCAACGAUACGUACAACACUUUGAGAUGCAAAGCCAAGGUUCUCAAAGACUUUCCCGACAAACUUGCCGUGUCCUUCAAGAUGUUUGGCUACGCAUCCGGAGAUUAUAAAUUACCCAUGGGUAUCAACGUCGAGGUGUCGUCGUGUGAUCUGAAAACGAAGCCAAUCUUCAUUGCACCCUUUAUAGAAGCCAUCGGUGGAGAUUUCAAAAAGUGCUCGCCCACUAAGGGUGAAUAUAAAAACGAGAGUUUUUAUCCGGUGAAUCUGGCCAUUCUUCCCAACAUAUUUCCCGAGAAUAAGUACCGCAUGGACGUGGAAGUGAAGAGCAGCGAUCUCGUCAUCGUUCAAGCUCAGUUUUACAUCGAUAUCACUCAAUAGUACAUAGACGAACGAAUAAAAAUGUAGUUGUACCUCGA
Messenger RNA from Trichogramma pretiosum, 604 nucleotides. RefSeq lists its product as uncharacterized. The coding region runs from base 30 to 566 and encodes 178 amino acids. The transcript is spliced from 4 exons. The record is from RefSeq and is a predicted model, not a curated record. NCBI's taxonomy places the organism in Eukaryota, Metazoa, Arthropoda, Insecta, Hymenoptera, Trichogrammatidae.